CUGACAACUACAACAAUGGCGGUGUCCACAAGGGUGGAUUGUUCCUGUCACGGUGCGAGUUUGUCGUAAACUUUUCCGCAAACUCGUAUUCAGAAGCAGCCGCGGCGAAUGAGGCCAAGUGCGAACGCUUCCUCAGCCACGCCCACGAGCUCCUACACGCCAGACGUAAGAUGCCAAUCCGCGACUGCGUGAGAAUUCGCUGGAUGCUAGGCGCCGCGGUGCGACCGCACCACUGCGCGCUUCGCUUCUCGGCGACUUCGAGCACUUCCGCGUCGUCGCAACCAGCACUGGACGACGCUUUCGCACGUCCCAAGCUCCAGUCCUGCCUCGAGAGCAUCAAGAAGCUCAAACUGGGCACCGUGCAACCGGCGAGGCCGGACUCCGAAAUCCGGCGCUCCUCCAUUCUCAUCCCGCUGUGCACGAGCAAAGGAGGCAAGCCGUCCCUGCUGUUCACGCUGCGCUCGAACCGGCUGCCUCGCCACAGGGGUUACGUUUGCUUCCCGGGCGGCAUGGAACACGCCGAAGACAUCGACCCCGUGGACACGGCCCUGAGGGAGACGGAAGAAGAGCUGGGCGUGAGCAGGGGCAAGGUGGAGAUCUUCGGCACCUUCCCGACGUUCUACAACCCUCGCGACAAACUGUCCAUGACCGUCGUACUGGGAAUGCUGGGCGAAACUGGUCGGGACAUCGACCUCAAGGCCGACCUGAACGUUAACGACGCCGAGGUUCAGCUAGCGUUCGUGCGGACGCUUGAAGAGCUGUGCGACAAGUCGAACCUGCGCUACACGCAGUUCAGGAGUCGCCAUGGUGGUGGAGAUUAUUCGAUGCCCGUCUUUCUGGCGGGUCAGUUCAAGGUGUGGGGCCUUACGGCCAUGGUGCUGAACGCUUUCCUCAGAACGCUUCUGCCGGACGCUUACCAUCACGAAGUGAGGUGCUCGGUGCUCAAGAAAAGCUUGUACAUCAAGAAUUAAUCCUGCGAAGCGUUGUCGUUUCGUGGGAUGUUUCCUGUCCGCACAGAGAGGUGAUGUGAUAUUUAGUUUUCAAUAUGACGUUUAGUUUCGUUUGAUGUCAUCUCAGAACACCGGUGACGAAGAGAUACGCUUGAUGCAGUACGUGUUGAUGUUUGUAAUCUGUUCUUUGUGGCCUUACCAAUAAACGCUGCUACGCAUUG
Molecule: messenger RNA, 1171 nt
Organism: Rhipicephalus sanguineus (brown dog tick)
Lineage: Eukaryota; Metazoa; Arthropoda; Arachnida; Ixodida; Ixodidae
Product: mitochondrial coenzyme A diphosphatase NUDT8
Exons: 1
Coding region: 171-971 (266 amino acids)
Molecular function (GO): coenzyme A diphosphatase activity
Source: RefSeq, a predicted model, not a curated record